ACGUACUGGAAGAGAAUAAAAACAACGCAGCUCAAAAAUUUGUCAUUCUCACCCAUUCUCAAUCAGCUGACUAUCCAAACAUCGCCUCGUUCAGUGCAGGGCCAAGGUUCGCUUCAACACGCUACGUCAUCUUCACUCCCAAUGAAAGCUCUGCCCGCUGUGCCCGCAGCACCGCCGUAGUUUCUUCAGAUGAACAUGCUGGGUCGUGUAUGGAGGCAAGCUCUAGCGUUGGUGUGCUCGUCAUUUCUGGGCUUCCUUCACCGUAUGCUUAUAUUUUGCUUGAUCCACUUGUUUGCAGAUACUGUACUUCUGCUGCAUGGGAUCACAGAAAGGGACGCGGUUACGUCAAUGAGGCGUAUUUGAGGAUUGUACGGUAAAUUCCCAUGUGCAUGUGUGCUGUAAGCUCGUCAGGUAGAGACGAUCUCAUUUAUCUAUUGCCUCCUUCUCGACCCCUCUGAUAGUUAAAAAUCCAAAAACAAAACAAGACAGAUAAAUCUCUGAAAACUCAACGCACAGUGUCCAAGUACUAAGAACGCCAUGGCAUCAGUUACAGCACCACCAACAGCUGGGACGUCACUCGAACCCAUACUUUCACCAUCUCUACCUGCCGACUCCUUACCACCCACAGCUUGCAUAUCCAAGCCUCACAAAAUCGAACUCGAACCCGAACUGCCACACCCUUCUCCCUCCGUAGAAGAUAUCUCCGGCUUCCCACGAAUAAACACAGGAUACAUCACUGAGCCAUCUGAAGACGAUUCAGAGGCCGAUGUAGCGGCAUAUCCAUAUCCAAAUUCAAGUUCAAAUAGGAGUCCAAGCCCAAGGAGAAGUGCAGAUCCGUUUGCCUCACAAAGAAGUGGGGGGGGAAUUGAAGGGAAUCCGUUUAGAUUCGACGCAAGAGAGAGGAGUGAGGCAGGUGAUGGAGGAGACGAUGAGGGGCCAAGGCCGGAAAGAGCAUGUGGAAAGCAGGCUAGGAGGCUGGGUGAUGAAAGUGAUGUCUCAAAAGCCACGCCAAGUCGGAUACAACAUUCAAAUGAAAGUAGGUUGACUACACCGAGCAGUCAAGACAAAGAUGACACGAAGAGUCCUGAGGGAGAUAGCAAACGCCAUUCUGGAGUCUUUGAGAAGGGAUGGGCAAAAAUGACUGGGAGAAGCAGUAAAGGGGGGAACGACUAAGCUACAGGAAGUAACGCAGUAGUGCAACAUCACCAGCACAUGAGUCGGAAUUGGGAAGAAGUUACAAGAAAUGGAUCAAAGGGCGUUAUGGAGUUUGGAAGAGCGAAGCAGGAUUAGGA
Molecule: messenger RNA, 1292 nt
Organism: Cadophora gregata
Lineage: Eukaryota; Fungi; Ascomycota; Leotiomycetes; Helotiales; Ploettnerulaceae
Exons: 2
Coding region: 538-1173 (211 amino acids)
Source: RefSeq, a predicted model, not a curated record